Cucurbita pepo subsp. pepo (vegetable marrow) is the source of this 641-nucleotide messenger RNA. RefSeq lists its product as uncharacterized. The record is from RefSeq and is a predicted model, not a curated record. Lineage: Eukaryota; Viridiplantae; Streptophyta; Magnoliopsida; Cucurbitales; Cucurbitaceae.
UGGAAUCAUAGUCGACUUCUCUCUCCUCACAAUGGCAUCGCCCUCUCUCUCUACUUCGAACGCUCUCUACCAUCCUUCACGGGCCGUUACCGCCCCUGCAAUCGCCAUUCCUCUCUUCUCAAGCUUCCAUGCUCCUCCGGAAAUUUCCUUCUCUCCGCUUCAUCAUCGCCGUUCAUCUCUCUUGCUCUCUUCUAAUCCCUGUGCUAAAUCCGCCGUUUGUCCAGCAGCAGUACGCCCGCCUCCGGACUCCGAUCCGCCUCCUGACGAGGAUCCGAUUCGUCUAAAAGGUUUUACAGCAAUUUUCUCAAAAUUUGGAGACAGAGUACAGAUUUUCUUUGCUGUGUUAUUCUGGAUGUCCCUCUUCUUCUGGACUUCUGCAUUGGAUGGAAAAAAUAGACCUAAUAAGGGCUCUCGAUUUAGACGAUAGUUUCGUAAAAAAAGCAUUCUUUUGUAAAGGAUUGCAGGUUAAUAUAAAUAGUGUUAAGCUGCUUGAUUUUAACUAUGUUCAAGAUAUAUAGAAGCCUUAGACGAGGUAGAUAAAGCUUGCUCAAUUAGAUGUUGAUACCAAAAGUAAACUGUAUUGGAAAGUCCUAUUCUGUAUCAUAUUCUUAUCAAGUGUCUUAAAAAUUUCCUGAAUCCUA